AUAACGGAUCCAUUAGCUCUUCGUCGGCCAUCGGUUCUCUUACGAGCAGCUCUCAGUCGGUAUCGUCGGCCACAGCCAUGACAUCCGUGUCGGCCAAACAGUUAUCAUCGGUCGACGGCGACGGCAAUGGCUAUGACGUGACCCGCGGUUGCGAUCCGAGCCUAACAACAAUGAGCGGCGCCUCCCGUCAGAGCCUCCCCGAGAGUGGCGUCUGUUUUGACACCCUUUCCCUGCCGUCCGUCCAAAGUAUGUCCAACAGUUCGCUAACAGAUAUCUCACCGUUAGAGCCCAUCACCGACUUUGGCGGCACCGGUAGUGCCAGUAAUGGCCGAUAUUUAACUAUAGUUGAUAGACAUGUCGUAGACUGUAAUAAUCAUGAUGGUAACAAUAAUGGCAGUAAUGUUUUUUCUAUGGAUAUGACUAGCAAUGCGAGAAUGCAUUAUAAUAGGGUUGCCACCAAUAAUGAUCAUUCAGACAUCGAUGGUUUAGUUGAUAAUCGUAUACAACAACACAAUGUGGCCAACGAUGAAAUCAAUGACGCGGCUAUGAAUCUAAUCAUGUCUAUUUUGGAGUCGGAGUCCGGAGAACUAGGUGAACAGGUUGAUUUGACCGACGGU
Molecule: messenger RNA, 617 nt
Organism: Medioppia subpectinata
Lineage: Eukaryota; Metazoa; Arthropoda; Arachnida; Sarcoptiformes; Oppiidae
Source: the annotation of a GenBank genome assembly